Drosophila innubila is the source of this 2961-nucleotide messenger RNA. It is a transcript of the gene sm, whose product is annotated as heterogeneous nuclear ribonucleoprotein L. NCBI's taxonomy places the organism in Eukaryota, Metazoa, Arthropoda, Insecta, Diptera, Drosophilidae. Gene Ontology annotation, cellular component: nucleus. Bases 1306 to 2961 code for a protein of 551 amino acids. Gene Ontology annotation, molecular function: mRNA binding. The transcript has 10 exons. Gene Ontology annotation, biological process: mRNA processing; regulation of RNA splicing. The record is from RefSeq and is a predicted model, not a curated record.
CUCAGUACGAAUUGAGACUCUGUGGCGCACGGUUGAAAACCUUCAGUAGCAACAGAAAAGCGCACACAACAAACAAAAUAAAAAAAGUCAGUCCAACUAAAAAAGCAACGAGAGACGGCAAAUUGUGUAUUAUUGUUAUAGUUGUGUAUUGUGCAAUAACGCAGAAAAAGUAUAAUCGCAUACAUACAUACAUUGUACGUGCGUAAGUGUGCAUUUUGCAUAAAUAUUCCGAAUCAAUUUAAAUUAAAUACUUUUUUGGCUUAAUUAAAUACUUCCGCGCGUCGUCGACGUCGUUGUCAUUGUUGUUGUUGUUGUCGCCGCGCCAGUUUUUCCAUUGCGUGCUCACUCGCCGACGUCACACACAGCAGCAGACAUACAUACACUGACACACACACACACAUAUAUAUAUACAAGAGACACAGACAAUCUCUCAACUCGAUUGUUCCUGCUCUCGUUCUCGCAACAAAAACUACUCUCGCUGUUUAAUCACGCUGUCUCUGUCAUUUGUGCAUGCGUCUCUGUCUGGCUUACGCCGCAUUCGUUUUGUUUGUGUUGUAUUAAAAAGGGCCGCCGAGAAAAGAAGCAAGAAGCAGACAACGCGAUAGCAGCAAGUAACAAAACAAAAAUAAUACAAUUAAUAACGUUUGCAUGCGAAUUUAGACACUCAAAAAUAGUGCAUUACUAUAAACAAUAACAAAAUUAUAAAUCAAGUGCAUAUGGUGUAAAAACAGAAAGAAAAACAAAAACAACAAACAAACAAGCUGAUUCUACAAACAAACAUACAACAAACGGUAAAGAAAAGAAACCUAAGCGAUAAAAUUUGCAAAGCGCCAAUUGAAAGUGCAAUAAGAAUUUGAAACGACAUAUGAAACGUUUCAAAUAAGUUGAAAGAAAGUGUUUAAUAAGGAAAGCGACAACAUCAACAUUCAAUAAAUACUUAUAUUCAAAUAUAUCUACAACAAAGAGAUUCGCAUAUAAAAAAUCGCGCGCGUUUUUCAAGAUAUUUCAUCAAUCGUUUCGUGUGCUCGGUGCAAUUCUGUGUUUACGUUCCUUCGUUUACACACACACAAAUACACUGACAACACUUGAAUACACACACUCAGACACAGACACAGCACACACAUACGUGAUUUGUCACUAUCCGUUUGUGCAAAGCCCAUUAUCUUGUCCAGAAUCCCCGUGCAAUUAAAUAUCUAUAUAUUAUCAAUAUAACAAGCAAAGGCUCCGGCCCGAAACGUCAAGAUUUUCACGAAAAAAACUCUGCUCAACACGGAGGCUUCGCUUAACUACAACACGGCGACCACAAUGCCCUUUAACGGUGCAAGCAACGGCAGCGGAGUCGGUGGAGCCGUAGCAGGCAGCAGUGUAAGCGGUGGCGGGGCCACCAUCGUCGUCAGCGAGGGACCCCAGAACAAAAAGAUACGCACCGGCGUUCAACAGCCCGGCGAGAACGACGUCAACAUGCAUGCUAGGUCCACACAAAAUCAGAGUCAGCAGCAAGCACUUAUGAACAAGUCAAACGACGACCUAAGGAGAAAGCGUCCUGAGACUACACGGCCAAAUCACAUUCUACUCUUCACUAUCAUAAAUCCCUUCUAUCCCAUCACAGUUGAUGUCUUGCAUAAAAUUUGCAAUCCACAUGGCCAAGUGCUGCGCAUUGUUAUCUUCAAAAAGAAUGGCGUACAGGCCAUGGUCGAAUUUGAUAGCCUCGAUGCGGCAACACGUGCCCGGGAGAAUCUCAAUGGAGCCGACAUUUAUGCCGGUUGCUGCACUCUAAAAAUUGAUUUUGCCAAGCCAGAGAAAUUGAAUGUUUAUAAGAAUGAAACAGACACCAGCUGGGAUUAUACCCUGAGCACAGGUGAGAUUCAACCAAUUACAACAAUACAAACACAUGUAGCGUCACAUCGUAACCACCACCACCACCACCACCACAACAACAACCAACAACAACAACAACAACAACACCAACAACAUCAUCACCACCACCAACAACAACAACAACAACACCACCAUCAUCAACAACAACUUGUUGCCCCAGCUCAAACGCACAAUCUUGUUCCAUUUAAAGAGCCACCACUAUUGGGACCAGGCACCGCCUUCCCACCAUUCGGAGCACCCGAAUAUCAUCCCACCCAGCCGGAUAACUGGAAGGGCGCCGCUAUCCAUCCAACUGGCCUCAUGAAGGAGCCCACCGGCGUCGUUGCCGGACGCAAUGCGCCAGUCGCCUUCGCCCAGCAGGGACAGGCACAGGGCGCUGUCAUGAUGGUCUAUGGCAUGGACCAUGACACUUCCAACACAGAUAAGCUCUUCAAUUUGGUCUGCCUCUAUGGCAAUGUCGCACGGAUCAAGUUCUUGAAGACAAAGGAAGGCACCGCCAUGGUACAAAUGGGCGAUUCGGUUGCUGUUGAACGUUGCGUGCAACAUUUGAAUAACAUUCCCGUUGGCACUGGCGGCAAAAUACAGAUUGCAUUCUCAAAGCAGAACUUCCUAUCGGAGGUAAUCAAUCCAUUCUUGCUGCCGGAUCAUACACCCAGCUUCAAGGAGUACACUGGCUCCAAAAACAAUCGUUUCCUAUCACCGGCCCAGGCCAGCAAGAAUCGCAUUCAACCACCGAGCAAAAUCUUGCACUUCUUCAAUACACCGCCCGGUCUCACCGAGGAUCAGCUCAUUGGCAUAUUCAAUAUUAAGGAGGUGCCAGCCACAUCGGUGCGUCUAUUCCCAUUGAAGACAGAGCGCUCAUCGUCGGGUCUGAUCGAGUUCCCCAACAUUUCGCAAGCUGUUUUGGCCAUCAUGAAGUGCAACCAUCUGCCUAUUGAGGGUAAAGGCACCAAAUUUCCAUUCAUCAUGAAGUUGUGCUUCUCAUCGUCGAAGAGCAUGAAUGGAGCCUGGAAUAAUGCGGCCAAUGAGGGCAUGAUCGAGAAGGAGAAUGAUGGCGAUAUCAAGGUGGAGAUUUACAAUUGA